This is a messenger RNA of Felis catus (domestic cat), 1727 nucleotides long. RefSeq names its product sulfotransferase 1 family member D1-like (gene SULT1D1). Lineage: Eukaryota; Metazoa; Chordata; Mammalia; Carnivora; Felidae. The transcript has 8 exons. Gene Ontology annotation, cellular component: cytoplasm. Gene Ontology annotation, biological process: sulfation. The coding region runs from base 603 to 1490 and encodes 295 amino acids. The record is from RefSeq and is a predicted model, not a curated record. Gene Ontology annotation, molecular function: sulfotransferase activity.
UGUCAGACCUGCCCCUAUGAGGCAGAAGGGGAGCCUGAUCACCUCCCAGACUUGCUCUAGUAGUUCCACAAGGGAGGAGGAAUGAAGCUGCAACUCUAAGGCUUUGGGCGCUGGGCAGCAGGUUGGAGUCACCAUGUGACUAUGUAUGGGGACUUGUGUCUCCUUCAUUUCCUGUGUCAAUGACUAUGAUAAUUAGAGCCAACAGUCUCUGGUUAGUCUACCUCAGAACGGAGACUUUAAGAAAUAUUCCCAAGCAGCUGCCGAAACUCCUUUUGUUUCAGGGAAGUUCCCUGUCUUCUCCGGACUGACAUGGACUGCCUAAUUCUACUGGUGAGAAACAAAACAAAAGAAACCUGGAGUCUGCUCCUCUGUCUGAGUUGACAAGAUUUAAAACUGGGAAUUCUCUUUCUCCGCCUUGUGCUGGCACCUUGUCUCUUCUGCCUUCCCUUCCCUCCCUCCUGCUUCUGCACCACCUAGGGGGAGGCCUGCAUAACUGGCUCCUCAAUACCUCAGGCACCAUCAACUCCUCUUCCCACCCUAGAUGUUGAGAAGUGAAGACCACCGAAGACAGAUUUCCCCACUAACAUUCCAGUUUCUGAAAAAUGGACAAGAAGCUGGAUAUCUUCAGGAGGGAGUUAGUGGAUGUUCAGGGUGUCCCCCUCUUCUGGAGUAUUGCUGAGGAGUGGUCCCAGGUGGAGUCAUUUGAGGCCCGACCAGAUGACCUUCUGAUCUCAACCUACCCCAAAUCCGGAACAACCUGGAUCAGUGAAAUAUUGGAUUUGAUCUAUAAUAAUGGGGAUGUGGAGAAAUGCAAACAGAACGCAAUAUACAAACGAGUGCCGUUCAUGGAAUUGAUAAUUCCUGGACUGGAUAAUGGUGUGGAGGAUUUGAAAAAAAAGCAGUCUCCUCGAUUAGUGAAAACACACCUACCUGUUCAACUUCUCCCUUCUUCAUUUUGGAAGAAUAACUGCAAGAUGGUCUACGUGGCACGAAACGCUAAAGAUGUGGCUGUGUCUUACUAUUAUUUCUACCAGAUGGCAAAACUGCAUCCAGAGCCUGGCACCUGGGAAGAGUUCCUGGAUAAAUUCAUGACUGGAAAGGUGGCUUUUGGUGCGUGGUAUGAUCACGUGAAGGGCUGGUGGGAGAAGAGGAAUGAUUAUCGUAUUCUUUACCUAUUCUAUGAAGACAUGAAAGAGGAUCCAAAGCGUGAAAUUCAGAAAUUGUUAAAGUUUCUAGACAAAGAUCUGCCAGAAGAAACUGUGGAUAAAAUCCUCUAUUACAGCUCUUUUGAUGUGAUGAAGCAGAAUCCAUUUACAAAUUAUACCACUGUAGCAGGAGUUCGUAUGGAUCAUUCCAUAUCUCCCUUCAUGAGAAAGGGUAUUUUGGGAGAUUGGAAAAAUCACUUCACUGUAGCCCAGUAUGAGAGAUUUGAAAAAGAAUAUGAUAAGAAAAUGAAAGGGUCUACACUGUCGUUUCGUUCAGAGAUUUAAGAAAUACUGUUCUUUCUCCAACUCCUUUACCUAACCCUUAAAUUAGAAAAAAAAAUCCCUUCAAACAUUUAGUGAAAAAAAUUCUGCAUGAAAUAUUUCUUUACUUACUAAUAGUAGUGUUUUGUAAUAGAAUAUUCAAAGAAUUUUGGAGUCUACAUAUAAAAAAUCAAGUCUCUAUGAUUUAAUUAAUUAAUGUUCUUACUAUUCUUAAAGACAAAAUAAUAAAAUGAAGUUUAA